Brassica oleracea var. oleracea is the source of this 1030-nucleotide messenger RNA. RefSeq names its product abscisic acid receptor PYR1-like. Gene Ontology annotation, cellular component: nucleus; cytoplasm. Bases 211 to 858 code for a protein of 215 amino acids. The transcript has a single exon. Gene Ontology annotation, biological process: abscisic acid-activated signaling pathway. Gene Ontology annotation, molecular function: signaling receptor activity; abscisic acid binding; protein phosphatase inhibitor activity. The record is from RefSeq and is a predicted model, not a curated record. NCBI's taxonomy places the organism in Eukaryota, Viridiplantae, Streptophyta, Magnoliopsida, Brassicales, Brassicaceae.
UGGUUUAAUAAAAUCAAAUAAAAGUACGAAAGAUUCAGUGGCUAAUGACAUUUAUGUGGUAACCAAUAAUUAAAAAUAGAACCAACAGUAUUAAAUUUACGUACCUACCCUUUAUUUUGCAGUGAUUAAGUUUUACACUUCCUUCCUCUUUCAAAUUCAUCUUCUCUUCGAUUCGACCCCAAAUUGGAAGCAAGUUUAAAUUCGACACCAAUGGCAGAUUCAGAGCCAAUCAGAGAAGGGGAACAAGAGACUCACACAACCACUACUCUCCAUCACCAAAUGAUUCCUUCCGAGCUGACUCACGACGAGUUCGCCGAGCUAACCGACUCAAUCACCGAGUUCCACACCUACCAACUCGGUCCCGGUCGCUGCUCCUCCCUCCUCGCCCAACGCAUCCAGUCCCCUCCCGAAACCGUCUGGUCCGUCGUGAGACGCUUCGAUCGUCCCCAGAUUUACAAACACUUCAUCAAAAGAUGCUCCGUCGAAGAAGGAUUCGAGAUGCGAGUGGGGUGCACGCGCUACGUGGACGUGAUCAGCGGCCUUCCGGCGAACACGUCGAGGGAGAGGCUCGAUCUCCUCGACGACGAGCGGAGGGUGACGGGGUUUAGCAUCACCGGAGGCGAGCACAGGCUGAGGAAUUACAAGUCGGUGACGACGGUUCAUGGAUUCGAGAGAGAUGGACGGAUCUGGACCGUUGUUCUUGAAUCGUACGUCGUGGAUGUGCCGGAGGGGAACACGGAGGAGGAUACGCGUUUGUUUGCUGAUACUGUGAUUAAACUGAAUCUUCAGAAGCUCGCGUCGAUUACUGAGGGUAUGAGUCGGAGUUCCGGCGACGGAGGAAACCCUCCGGUGAUGUGAAAGUAAUGAACACGAAAACAAAUUGGGGAAUUUCAUCUUUUUUUUUUGUUUAAUAAAAUUUUCCUUUGUAACAUUUUUUUUACUGAAUUGUAAUUUGCUUUUGGUCGUUAUUGUUGUCUCCUGGAUAAUUGGAAACUGGAAUGUUCGAUAAGUUAAAUCCAACGUUAGAAUA